AUCCCGACAGAGUCCGCACUCAAACGGCAACCGGGAGGGUUCUUGUUCCCCUUCCGUCGUCCGCCGUACUUAUGGCGCCGUGGGGAAGCAAGGGGCAUAGCUGGCGGAAGCGGCGGAAGGCUUUGGAGAUCGGACUCGGCGGGGCGGAAGUCGCUGAGGUGGAAGGAGGUGGCGGCCGCGAGCGACGAUGAACAACAAAUUCGACGCUUUGAAAGAUGAUGAUAGUGGAGACCAUGACCAGAAUGAGGAGAACAACACACAGAAAGACAGUGAGAAGGAAAAGAACGAUCGAGAGAAACCACAGAGUACCACCAAGAGGAAGGCUGUUGUCCCAGGGCCAGCUGAGCACCCCUUGCAAUAUAAUUAUACCUUCUGGUACUCCAGACGAACACCUGGGAGACCCACCAGCUCACAGAGUUAUGAACAGAACAUCAAACAGAUUGGCACCUUUGCCUCCGUGGAGCAGUUCUGGAGGUUUUACAGUCACAUGGUACGUCCUGGGGACCUGACAGGCCAUAGCGACUUCCAUCUUUUCAAAGAAGGGAUCAAACCUAUGUGGGAGGAUGAUGCCAACAAAAAUGGUGGUAAAUGGAUUAUCCGCUUGCGAAAGGGCUUAGCGUCACGAUGCUGGGAGAAUCUCAUUCUGGCAAUGCUGGGAGAACAGUUCAUGGUGGGGGAAGAAAUCUGUGGGGCAGUUGUUUCCGUCCGAUUCCAGGAGGAUAUUAUCUCGAUAUGGAACAAGACAGCCAGCGACCAAGCCACGACAGCCCGGAUACGCGACACGUUACGAAGAGUGCUUAACCUACCUCCCAACACCAUCAUGGAAUAUAAAACACACACCGACAGCAUCAAGGCCUGGGAGGAGUUUCAUGGCCUGGUGAACAGCAGUGGCCGCUGAUCCAACGCUCCCCCUCCCUCUGUCACACCCAGGGGAUAACUCAAGCUUUCGAAACACAAAAAUCACAUUGUGAGAACAAGAGUUGGCACUCAGCUCCUCUCUCCGUGUUGAAAGCACUGAGAGGUCUCCACCAGUGCCCUCCGACCUCUGAAGGGACUCAUGGGCCACUCUCGCGCACUCCUCCUUGGAGGAAGGAUCCAUCUGAAGCCCUCCAGCAGCGGUGACAAUAGAGGCCGAUUUUUGUCAUACACAAACUUUUUUUUUAGCAGUGGGGCGGGAGGCCAACCUUUCAAUUAGCAGCGUGCCCUUGGGGCCGCAUCUUGCAGCACUUUCCUCUCUUUCUCUACAUGGCAUGCAGGAUCUCUGGGAUUCUGCCACAACGUCAGAGCCUUCUGCUAAGGGAUACCAGUAUUACAAACCUCUCUGCAGCUGGGAGGAGCUUCCCAGUUGAGAGUCAGCCCUGUGGUUUUCAAAUGCCCCCUUUCAGCUCUGCCAAUAAAUUAUUGGGUCUCUUUGUUUCUUUCA
This is a messenger RNA of Melopsittacus undulatus (budgerigar), 1423 nucleotides long. It is a transcript of the gene EIF4E2, whose product is annotated as eukaryotic translation initiation factor 4E family member 2. The coding region runs from base 188 to 898 and encodes 236 amino acids. The record is from RefSeq and is a predicted model, not a curated record. Gene Ontology annotation, molecular function: translation initiation factor activity; RNA 7-methylguanosine cap binding. Gene Ontology annotation, cellular component: eukaryotic translation initiation factor 4F complex; cytoplasm. NCBI's taxonomy places the organism in Eukaryota, Metazoa, Chordata, Aves, Psittaciformes, Psittaculidae. The transcript is spliced from 8 exons. Gene Ontology annotation, biological process: translational initiation.